Molecule: messenger RNA, 798 nt
Organism: Ipomoea triloba (trilobed morning glory)
Lineage: Eukaryota; Viridiplantae; Streptophyta; Magnoliopsida; Solanales; Convolvulaceae
Exons: 2
Coding region: 1-798 (265 amino acids)
Molecular function (GO): catalytic activity
Source: RefSeq, a predicted model, not a curated record
AUGGAAGACACAGCGGAUCUGCCAACAGAAGCUGGUCUAGAUGCUAUUUUCCAUAACAAACCACCUGACAUCCCGGCUGUAUUCAACCGGCCAGAUCAUCAACUAGUGGAGGAUAUGGACCUUGGUGUUCGCGACAAUAGGGAUCACGGCGCGGCGUCUAAAUCCUUUCAACGCGCCCUCAAACAAUUUGUUCGAGAUUUCACCCCCCAAAUAAUCUGUAUUCUUGAACCUAAAAUUUCUGGGAACCAGGCUAACGUAAUCUGCUCCAAGUUUGGCUUCGAGGAAUGGCUUAGAGUAGAGGCAGUGGGGUUUUCUGGAGGAAUUUGGGUUCUUUGGAAAAAUUGUAUAUUAGAGGUACUCCACACUCAUCCACAGUUUGUUGUAUUGCAGGUACAAGAUGGACAAAGGGAACCAUGGUAUUUUGCAACCGUAUACGGGAACCCAAACUACAUUCUAAAAAGGAAGUUGUUUGCCAACCUCACCCAGAACAGGCUGGGCAUCCAAGGAGCAUGGCUCCUAUCAGGGGACUUUAACUCGGUCGUAGACAGCAGUGAAGUGAGUAAUCAUGAAUACUUGUCAACAACCCGCUGUGCGGACUUUAAUGAAUGGAUAUUCAAAGAAGGCCUCAUCGACCUAGGCUACAUAGGCUCUAAGUAUACAUGGUCAAGAGGUCAGGACUCAAAUACCUUUAGGGGAGCCAGGCUUGAUAGGGGUCUCAGUAAUGCAGACUGGAAACUACGGUUCUCAGACGCUUAUGUCGAGCACCUACCGAUGAUUGCUUCAGACCAUUGCUCAUAA